AUGUCAGCGAGGAAUAAUGUGCAAUGCAGCCUCAGCAGGUACCAGACGAGGAGAAAUGUUUUUUUCCUGUAAACGUUAAAGCUUGCACACUCAGUGCACAGACACACGUGAACACAGACAGCAUCAGUUUGCGAGUGAAAAACUUAAAUUAAAACACCAGAUUAAUGUCACGGCUGUGUGUUUUAGAUGAUAGGUAGUUGAUAGGGCUGGAGUCAGUCAACAUCAGUGGAAGUUGAGGAUUCAAUCAAGGAGAAGGAGACCAGGUUCCAAUUUAAAGGAUUUAUUUACAAGCUGUCAAGUGGUGUUUUCUGUACUUAACAAAAAAAAAUAUAAACAUAAUUUAUUAAUUGGUUAUCUUUAGACAUUAAAGUAAUGUGCACUAAUUUUACCUUUAUAUCAGAAUCUGGUUUAAAUAAAGCCCUUAACACAAAAUUGAUCCAAUGAAACAAUCUUAAUAGUCUUCAAAACGAUCUAUAAAUUAAAUACAUUAUACAACACUCACUUUGAUGCACUUGACAGCCAGGGUGAAACAUGUCAGCAGCAGAGCAAACUGAACAACGGGCUCAGAAGUUUCGUUUCAUUUAUUUAGAUCUCCAUAAGCUUUGGCUAAGGCCAUUGCUAUUCUUCCUGGAGUCUACAUGUACAGUUAGUUCUCCACUGCAGUGCACAGUCACAAAAAAACAUCACGCCACAAACACAAAGACAACGUCAAUAACUACAGCGACUCACAACAGCCUACAAGACAAGAACAAAACAACAAAACUAGAACAAUACAAACAACAUUCACAUAUUACUGGACCUUAUACAUUUCCACAGUGUAGCUAUAGUUAAAAUGUUCAAAUGUUCAAAUAUCAACUUACAUUCUACAUAAUUGAAUUAAUUUAUUGAAACAGUACCCAAUACAUAAGCAGACUUCUGAGAUUUCAAGUAGAUCAGACAAACACUGAUUGAUUGUACAGUGUUUGCCUCAUCUAAAUAAGAAGAUGUUUGACUGGUAAAUGUUCUUUAACUAGAUCCUUAUAGACUCCUGAUCAGGCCACAGUGGCAACACCUGUGGUUAAUUGCUGCAGCCUGAGCAGGUGUGUCUGCUGCUCCUCAGUGGAGUCAGAGCAGACAUGAGGGAUUCUAACACUGUGUGCAGGAGUUUAAUGAAGAGUUUUUCUCUGUGAUUGUCCACCACUUUUUACUUUUACUCAAAGUCUAAUUAAAAAAAAAAAAACAGCUUGCAAAUAUCCUAUGUGUAGAAGUCUGAGGCAGACAAAACAGUGCAAAGACAACACAUCAAAAGUAAAACCUUAAAUCUUUAUUGUGUCCUGACAAAUGUUUAGUUUAAAAAAGCUUGGAAAAGGACAAUUAAAUACUAAAAAGUUAUAUAAGCCUAAAAAAAUGAGUUCAAAAGCUAAAUAAGGUUAAUUUGCGGCAUGACUCUGUAGUGGAAUUCACUGCAUGGGUUUAAAAUCGCCUCCAAAAAUGACUGUCCAGUGUCUACAAAUUUAGGAUAUAACUACACCAUGCACAGAGGAAACCAUGUACAGACAUCAUCCAGAAAUGCCACAGCUACUCUGGACUCAAGGCUAUUUAGGAUGGACUGAGGCAAAGCGGAAAACUGCUCUGUGGUUCGACAAAUCAAAAUGGCCAUCACUGUGUGGAAAUCGUUAAUGCCACAUUCUCUGCUCUUGCGACUGGGGAGACCACCAAUAUCAAUAAAUACGUCAGACUCCAGUUCUUACAAGGAACUGUAGUAAACGUCAUGUAGGUCAGCAGCCUGGACACGGCCUUCUCGUUAAACCUGUCUUUUUUUUUCUAUCCCUCUCUCCCCCCAGCUCCAUGCUGUCCCCCCUGUGCCAGGACCAUGGGGGCUCGGCGGUGUGGCCCCCGACCUCCUCCUGCUCCUCCUCCUCUCAGGGCCUCCACCGGCCGUUGCGCUGCAGACCUCCCCCGAUCAGCGGGAGCAGCGUUGGCCCCAACCCCACCUACUACCACACCGUGUAUGAUGUCCGGGUGGAGCACUACAGCGACAUGCCCUUUCUCAAUGGUGGUAGUGGGUACGGGAUCCACUCCAGGCCGGGGUCCAUGGUGACCAGUCACUCUGACCCCACAGUCCCGCUGAUCCGGAGGAGAGGGGGAUUGGUGGACUACCGUGAUGUCAUCCUGGCUCACCAGGCGCACAAGAAGCACAACACACCACAGGCCAAGAGGAAGCAGUGGGAGUGAGUACAUUUCAUUUUCUGCACCUACGCAGAUGUAAUAUCAUAAUUGCUGAAGUUGCUGCUGCUGCUGCUGGAAAUGAGAGCUAGGAGACUGGAUCAAAACAGUAAAUAUCAAAGAGUUUCAGAGCUGGGUGAUCGUCCUUAAUGUGUUUUUACUUUAUGGCUCAUUUUCAGCAUUAUCUGAACUAAUUCUAAUUUCUGUCACUAUCUGUCUCUUUAUCCACAUACUGAUAAAACAUGAAGCUUGAGGACCUGAGAGUGGAAAACUUAUCAUAUAUCAGUCAAUACAUUUACACGCACACUUGAUUCAACUUAUGAUAAUAGCUUCAUUAAGCAAUUGAACUGGACUACUGUCCUUGUUCCAGUUUACAAGCACUGGGUAAGAAUCGAAUUAUUGACAGAAGCAUGUCCACCUCCACUUCAGUUGGUGUCCCCUUUUCAGGUCAUUUAUUGUGUUGUCUCCCAGCCGGCCUAUUUUGAACCAAAACAAUCGACAAAACAGGUUAGCAAGAUGCUAAAGGGAUGAAUGUCAAACGAUGAAAACACUGUCACUUUUACAGCUCUGUACAGUUUAUUUGGAGAGUUUUGACUUCUUUAUAUCCUCUCCCUGUCUGUGAAGGUUUUGUUUUCUACUUGGCUUCCUCGCAAUGCAUCCAUGCUAUUCAAAGUCUGGUGUGCAAACAUUAGCAUGCUCAGAACGCUUAGGGCAGUUUCAGUCCAAUUGAGCUGUAUACUGUACAUGCAAGAGAUCUCCAACCACAUUAUUCAAUUAUGUCAGUCUAAGUAUGAGAAGUUUGAUGAAGUCCUGUCCAGACAUGUAAAUGUGAAAAAUCAUUAUCGCCAGACAGAUUACUUUAUGUUUUUAAGUUGCAGUCUUGAUGUCCUCAACCUCCGCUUUUCUGAUUAAGUUGAUUUAUUCCUCUUUGUUUGGACAGCAUCAGAAAAAGCUUGUCUGAUAAAAGUGAAUAUCUUUAUUAACACGUAGCAUAAAUUAAGUUGUUCUGGCAAAAAGAACAAAGGUGGCAACCCCUUUAAACACGGUUAAAGUCAAACUAGAUUUGAAUACGAUGUGCAGACCAAUUGGUAUCAGCUAAUCAGCUUGUGUCAGAACAUCAGGGAGUAUUUUACCCCCAUCCCUCCCUCCUGUUGUUUCUCAUGGGGACUUCAUCCAUUAUCCUGCACACCUCAUAUCUCACAUGUCCAAACUCCUUCAGCUUAUCAAUUUCCUCUCUGGUACACGGCUCUGUGCAGGUUACCUAGGGACAGAGGAGGAGCCAUAAAACAUGAUUACUAUUCUUCAACACUAAUUACCUUAAUAAUAUCUGGGAUCUAAGAGCCCUAACAAGGUCCCAGUUCACCCUAAACAUAAUUAUCAAAUACAGGGUGGAGACUGAGACCCUGAAGGAAAAGACUUGGGAUUAGAAGAGCUGCAGAGAUGAGUCAUGUGAGGUUGUCCAUGGCAAGAACAGAAAAUCCCAGACAUUUAACACAUAGAGACUUUAAACUGGCUGCAAAACUAUAUCAAACAAAGAUGGAUAAUAACAUAAAUCAAAAUAUAAGUAUAAUUCCUCUGAAAAAGUGCAUUGAAUAAGUCUACCACGGAAUAAUUUCUUUUGUUUCCAGGAUAUUUCUCUUAAGCACAAUAUUGCUUUCCUCUGUGAAUACCAAGAUAUGAAUCUUAAUAUGCUGAUGAUGUUAUUAGCUAUGCAUGAAACAUUUAAGAAUAGCAUUUUUUUGCACGUUGAUUAGCUUAUGCAAAGACAAAUGUACCUCUUUCAGCCUGGGGUUAGGGAUAUCUAAUGACUAGAUACUGUAACUUGUUUAUGAUACAUUGACGAACAGCUUCUUCUUGACUUACUUGCAGAUACUUUUGCUUAUUUAAGUAAUACUUCCCUAUUUGGUUUUUUUUGUUUUUUGCUGUUACUGAGAGUUGACUUUUUACAGUGUAGUUCAGAAAACAGAGCUUAGCUUUCAGAGCUCACAGCAGAUGGCGGUUUGAAUUGGCAGCUGUACGAUUCAUUAUCAGAUCAAUACCCCGUGUCCAAAUAGAGCUGGAGCAUUUACUCCAAAGCAUUUCAAACACUUGAGAAAACCCUUAGCUUUGUGUCUUCAUUGACUAUACGUCUCCUGAAGAAGUCUGAGGAGAACAGGGUUUUCUUUACUAACACAAGCUGCUUCUGUAGUCCUGAUCAUCAUUCAGAGACACCGCUGCCAGCAAAGAGAGGAAGGUCUUACAGCAGCAGAUGACUAUUGAAAACUCAUCUAUCCAGUAACUAUGAAGAAGUGCAGUUCACUGUGACACUGUGACUACUCAGAAUCUCAUUUUAUGAGGUUAACAAGAAAAAAAAAAGCAGUGCUGCUCCUCUAAACAGAGCACAAAAUCACUUUCAUUCAUCAUAGAGAUGCAGCCAUGACAACACGUAUAAACGACAACAUUUUAACAGUAUUUGACAUGAUUCAUGAAGCUACAUCCAACACUUUAACAACAAAAGCAGCAUUUUUGGUUACCUUACCUGCUUUGUUAGCGAGUGACUUACUAUCACUGCGGUAGUAACUGAAAACAACAAAUUCAGGGUGCUAACACUUCACUUGCAAUCACUGUCCUGCAUGCUGAUGAUGUUUGCCACCUUUUUGGUUCAUGCUGAGGAAAACUAAGGCAUCAAUGUCAGAGGGAUGGAAGCUUUACUGCUGUCGAGUGGUGUUUUUUUGCACCAGGGAAGCCUCAGUCAUUUUUGAAGUAACCCGACCUUUACGAAUACGGAUGUUUGUCAGGAGCUCAGCACCCUCCCUAGCUGUAUCUACAACAUUUUUUCUAGUGCAUGCAGUGCUGACUGAUGGUUAAGGUAUUGGAAGGUACAUUAUACAGAAAUUCAAGCUGCAAUGAUGCAUUAUAAGUAUAAUCCUCCUUUUGUCAAGUUUUUACAACCAACUUUGUCUUCCAGCUGGUGCAAUUAGCAGCCAUUAAACACGAAAAUACAUGUGACACUUUUAGAGUGACCAUACGUCCUCUUUUACCCAGACAUGUCUUCUUUUUGGGGGGGCUGUCCGGGCUGUCCAGCCUUGUCUGGGGAAGUUUUUAAAAUCCUUUAAAUGUCUGCAUUUUUGUACGGAAGUUUCAAGUUUGUGUCACGUGGACUUACAGAGUUAGAAGCACAUAAAAGACACUCAAUCCAACCCGAAAAACUCUCAAAAUUAAAUUUGUGCUACUCCGUGACUCUGCCCCUGCGUAGUUAUGUCCUCUUUUUGGGAAGUCAGAAUAUGGUAAUAUGACACUUUGUGCUCCAUGUACCAUGGUAGAAACUGGGCUGUUCAAGAUGGCAGCUACUGGUGGUAAAUGAAAAGAGCUCAUUCUAAGCCGACAAAAACAAAAUGCUUUUUAUAUCCAGGUGAUUUUGCACUAAUUAAUUACCCCAUUACUUCAUUUCUUAAAAUUUGUUUCUGAUAAACGCUGUUGAUAAUCAAACACUGCACUUUAAAGCCAAGAGAUGCAGCUUUAGCUAGCUUCAUAAUUACAGAAACAUCAGUAUACCAGGAAUAUUUUACAGAAAAGGACCAGUAUAAGGACCAUAAUGAAUUGAAACAACAUUAAACUAAGAUUAUAAAAUGGUUUUCAUAAUCCAUAAAUCUCAGUUAAGAAAAAAAAUGCUUGUAUUUAUACAUUUCUUCAGUGGCUUGGCAACCAUCAUGCCAAUGACUCACAAGGCUUUACGGGGAUUUCAGGAGGGUGCCUCAGACAGAGCUCUUUAUCAAGAACCAUUUUGCAACCCAACAGGAAUACUCUCUUUUAUAUGUUAACAUACAAAAUGUGGCAAAAACGUUUGAAAUCUUGCACAACACCAAAAUUUCCUCAUCUGUGUUUGAAGUGACUUGCAGAUAUUAGCAUUAUAUUCUUUGAAUGGACCACUAUAGUUGUUUUAUUGUUUCUUUGACUAACAUUUGACAUUAAUAGUGCCACAGUGCAGCUAUUAGAGGCUUUAAGCCAAUUGUCACCAUGGUAACAUGAGAAUAUGACUCACAGUUGACGUGUCGGCUGUGAUCAUUGGCAUUAGAUGAUUUGCAUGACAAAGUAGCCAGAGAGGAUGUGAUUUAAAAAGCGACGUGAUCUUAAAGUUUUAUUGAGAAGAAAAAGUUUCACUGUAUUGCUGAGCUGAAUUUUGAUAUUUUUUAAAGGAAAAAUGGGGCCAGCCCAACAGGACAGGUGCAACAGUGAAAUAAAAGCAAAAGCCUGGAGCUGGUUAUUCGGGCUGCUCUGAAGGUUGACUCAGAGUGAAUUGCUGUAUUUAUUUGCAUGCUAUGAACUCUUUGCUCCAUCAGAUUCUGCCAGUCCUCAGGGUAAGACUCCAGGUUUUUUACCGAAGCAUUGAAGAAGGGUUUUACUGAGUCACUGCUAGAGACCCUGACCUCCGCUGGUCCACUGGGUCAGGGACUGUAGUCACGACAGAAUGCUUCACUUUGAGGUUUACAUGUGAGAUUUUUGCCGAUGGAGCAGGGACUAUUAAAAGGUGAAAUAUUUUUCUUCAAAUCUUGGCCAUGUUUUUCGAUAUAAUGGGCUCUUAUUGGCUAAUAGACUUCAAACAAUUUGUCCAGUUUACUGUCUGAGGUGACAAAACUGCCUGGAGUGGCUACAACAAGUCCUUUAAAACAAAUGGUUUGAACACAUUUAAAUCCUUUCAUUGUUUUUCUCUAUUCGAGUGCUUUUAAGUCCGUUUUGUCUUUAAAAUGAUUACCUCUCAAUCUCUGCAAUUUCUCAAGUGAAGCAUCUUAGAAACAUGAGAAAACUUGGACCUCUUGGCUGACCUCCCAUUGCACCUUCAUCCAAGGGGUUGUAAAUAUCCCACUUUGAAAUGGCAUGUAAGCACUUAAUGCUAUUGCUUUGAUUUUAUUCCAGUCAGUAGGAUCUCUGAAGUCUAACCGACAGAGAGUAUUUGGAAAAAGUUUGUGGUUGAAUCUCAUGCAGUGUUGAAAUAAAUGAAAAUAAUAGUCUUGGAACUAGCGAGGUUUCAGCCUGACGAGUUUCACAUGUACAGGGGCUGACCUUCACAGAGCUGCUUUUGUGGGUAUUUUCUCAAGACGCAUCACUUCAUGGUCCGUGCAUGGAUCACUUAAAUGUUCAUCAACAGUUAUACAGUAAAAUUUAUGAACCUUUGCAUCAAAGCCUGUCUCUGUAGAGACCCUUUUUGUGAUGCCACAAGGAUAUUUUAGUUGCUGUAACCUGCUUGGACGCCUUUGCCCAAAGUGAUUGUUUGUUAGUUGUUGCUGCUCUUAUUACUGCUGUCAUAAAUCUACUGGAGUAAUUUGAAAAUUUACGUUCUUAUUAGUAUUUGGACAACAAAUAUCCCACCCAGCAAAAAGUGGUUGAAAAGACGUCUUCACCAUACGUCUAAACGUCUGGAUUCGGACCGUCUAAAUGAAGCCCAGUUUUCAACGUCUUUUUUGGGCUGAAUAACGGCAAUGAUGGGCUGAUGUGAUGUAGCCUGAAAAAAGACGUCUAAAUGACGUUGGGUGUUUGGUGGGAUGUAUUCAUAAAAGUCCGACAAACGUUUGAAUUCUCUAUCAGAGCACCACCAAGGAGAUGAUGCUGCUUUGUUGCUACUGUAGGUGCUUUAGUGGUGAAAUGAGCUCUUUGCACAGUGACGUUAGACUGCGUCAUGGAAGUUUGAAAGCCUGCAGGUAUUUUGUUGCAAUCAAAACUCUACAGCAGCUGAUUUGAGCUACAUGCACACCUUCACACAGAGAGGUGGAAGUAAUCAGAGAGAGGAAAGUGGGUUCAGCAGCAGAGAGAGCGACGCAUACGGCUCACUCUGUGGCUGCUGUGGACGUUACCUGAGCUGAUUCUCUCUCCAGCCCCGACGAAACAUGACCAAAGUGACGUGUCCUUGGGCCCGCCGAGUCCUGAGCUUUGUAACCGAGGCAGUGUUGGAAGUGGCAGGCAUUAUACUGCUUUGUUUUAUUUUGACAGAGAAACAGGCAGAAAGAGUGGCAGGCAGGCAGACAGCUGCUGACCCAGCUUCAGAUCAGACCAGGUGUGUCAGAGAAACCCGCGGGAGGGAGGCUGAUUUUUAUUUGACAUGACAGGUUAAAACCCCACUUACCCCGUCAGGCUGCAGAUCCGAAGAGGAAGAGGUCGCUGAUAGGUUAGAUACACUUUUAUUACCACUGGUCCUGUGUGUAUGUGUGUAUUACUCCUCUUUCAGUGCCCCUCCAGGUUUUCCACACUGACCAGUUGAUCACUCACUAACAGGACAAACAAACUCUGCUGAUACCUGCUACAGCCUGUCUGCUCUCUCCUCUGUACAACCUCUGCAGCCUCACCCGAUCUGUUGUCCAGGUCAGUUCCACAAACCAUCAAAACAUCCUUCACCCAGUUGUCAGAGGCUAUCAUUUACUGACUAACAAUAACAUAAUCAGGUCCAGGUCAUGUUUCUUUAACCUUUAGUUCAGUAGAUUUAACCUCUUUGCUGCCAGCAGCUCUUUGUUACUUUAGAUGUUCCUCCAGACUUUGACUUUGGUAAAGGUCACAGUAAGCUGAGACAGUCUGUGGUUUUGGAAACAUGAGGCAAAGACGGGGUCAGAGGGGAGAGUUGACCUCUACAUGAGUUCACCUGCUGAGCAUUUGAGGGUAUGAAAGAAAGGAUUUAUUCUGUUUAGUGAUAAUUAACCUGGAUGAGACACCUAACAAAUGCAUGCAUUCUGGUGUUUUUCAAAAUAAAAGCGCAGAUCUCUUUGACGUUGUUGGAAUGAGGCAGACUCCAUUAAAGCUCUGACAUUAAAAAUUUACAAAGCCUCCAGCAAGGAGAUAAAGUCAGAGGUGAUGGUUUAAUGUAUUCAUUAAUUAAUGUGAGAAAUCGCUCACCUUCACAUCGCAGGGAUUUUGGACAUGAUUCAAACAUCAGCAGCAGAAACUUUCAGAAUCUUUAAAAUAUUUAUUUGAUUUAUGUUUUUGGUUUGUAAAGUAAGUCUAAACCUCUUCCUGGAUCAUAAGAAUCCAGGUGUCUUUCACUGUGGUUUUGUACCUGUUCUCAACCACACACUGUAUAUAGAGUGGACAGCGUCUGCUUUCGCACUGGGUGAAGUCACUCUGAGAACAGCACCCUCUGGUGACAGGCUGCAGUAUAGGUAAUAAAUCCCGCCUCUGCCAACCAUCAUUAUGGGGCUGUGGACAAACUUUAGAAAUCCUUUUUUUUUUUGUGCAGCUCCAUUUUUAUUAUAUAUAUAUAUAUAAAGUUAUUAAGGGUUCAUAUUUUCUAUGAUUGACACUUGAUACAGCCCAUGGGCGUACGAAGAUUGCGUAGCUUACCCGGGGAUACGCUGUUUGAGCCGAGCGUCAUCACAGCCACUCUUGGCAACUCUCCCGCCGAAUGCAUACAAUGCUACUGCGCAAGAGGUGGAGUGCAUUCAACGCUACUGUGCAAUGUUGGUUUCAGGAAGUGGAGAAAAAACGCGGAAUUACCAAGAGCUUUUCGGCUUGAAAUCCAUACAUUGGCAGAAGGCAGAACCAAGCUGUCCAUAGUAUAUACAGUCUAUGGGCUCAACCAAAAACUGACUGCACUUUCCUCUCCAUCUUCCUCCUCCUCCUCCCCCCCCUGUGUCUUCUUUUUCUACCCACAAAUCACUGAGUGCUUCUGCGUGUCUUUAUGUGCAUUUUAGACACAUACCAAUCAUUAUGUAAUAUUUUUAACAGUUCGGUGUGCCUGUUUGUUCAAAAUAUUCAUACAUAUUGUGACAUAUUGUGUAGGUUCAGAUGUAAAAAAAACGCUUUCAGUCGCGGACACCCCAAAAUAUAAUGAAAUGGAGCUCAGCUGCCCUUCUUCCUCCAGCAGUCCAGUCUUUUUACACCCUUCAGUGCUUCUACAGGAACUUUUAUAUAAACUUUUUCUCUCAUCCCAUCAUAUUAUAAUUUUAUAUUUAUAACAAAAUCACCUCACAGAGACACUUUCUCUCUGUUUGGAUAGCGUGAAAAGCCCCAAAGAUCCCAGAUUUACACCCUAGCAUUCACUCAGACCUCCUCCAUCAUGAAAAUGUCUGAUUCGCUGGAGUUUCCCUGUCGCCUCUGACCUUCAUCCAGCCUUAGAUUACGACACGUUUCCUCUGAGAUGUAUUUGACAAACCUUGAAAGUGCGGGAUGAUCUGUCGACAGCUCUGUGUGAGUGUCACAUAUUUAAACACAGGAGGGGAAAGUCAAACGUCCCUCAUGCUGUCUCUCUCUGUCUCUCUGUGUCUCUGUCUCUCUGCUGGCUUGAAUUAGUGCCAACAUCACUCAGUUUGUUUUGCUGGCUCGGCGACGUCACUCUGCUGCCAGCUGCACUUCUGACUGGAAAGUGCACAUCAGUCAUUUUAAUAUUCAUACUCCGUUUCUCUCUCCUUCCUCCUCUCCUCAUUCAGCCAUCAGUCCUUUCCUCCCUCUGUUUCUUUCUUUAAUGAUCUUCCCUUUUACCGUGUAUUUGUCCCUCAUUUGUCCUUUCCUCUUUAACUCUGUUCUUUCAGCCAGUUUGUUCUAAUAAGUGAUUCGUUCUAUUAAGUGUUCUAAUAAGUUAACUUUCUUUUUACUCUUCAUAGUUUGGCUGUAUUAUACUAGGUAGGUAAAAGUUAAAGCUACAACACACUUACCUGUCAUCUAGCCUCGUAACUAGGAGUGACUAGGAGUGUUCUGAUACAACUUUUUACUUCCGAUACCAAUAUUGUAGCCCUCAGUGUUGGCCAAUACCGAUAUUGAGCUGAUACUGGCACAAAAUUUUGCAUGACAAGUUUUGCACUCAGCUGCAACGUCUUUUUCGAAAUUAGAAUCAGACCAAAAAUACUGCCAGCUAACAUCACUCUUACUCCUUGCUACUUUGUUAGCACCUUCUUACACACUGUUGUUGUGAUUACUUAGGCUCUACAUGCUGGAUCUGGGCACCGCUAUGUAGAGGUACCGGAGCGGAGCCUGGAAUGGACUGCUUGUAUCGGAGUGCUGAUAUCGGAGAUGUUGGAUGCAGGCCGAUAUGACCCUUUUUUUUUUUUUUUUUUGCUGAUAUCAGACCAUAGACUGUAUAUACUAUGGACAACUUGUUUCCGCCUACCGCCUGUAUGUGGAUUUGAAGCCAAAAAGCUCUCUGUAUUUCCAGGAUUUUUCUUCAUUUCCUAAAACCAGCGCUGCGCAGUAGCGACUGCGUGGUCGCCAAGAGUCACUGUGAUGAUGCUCGGCUCAAACAGUGUAUGGGAGAGCUACACAAUCCCUGAAUGCCCAUAGGCUGUAUCAGGUGUCAAUCAUAGAAAACAUGAACCCCCUAAUAACUUUUAAAAAUGGAGCUUCACAGAAAACAGAGGACUUGAGCACAAACCAGUCUGACAGUAACUACAUGUCAACAUCACAAGCAGGGGGGAGAAAACUUAAUGUUCUGUGUAAUAAAUUUCUAAAGUUUGUCCACAGCUCCAUAAGAUUUGCUGGCAGAGGUGGGAUUUAUGACCUUUACUGCAGCCCAUCAACAGAGGGCACUGUUCUCCGAGUGGCUUCACCCAGCAAGGAGGCAGACUUUGUCCAUUCUUUAUACAGUCUAUGUAUCAGACUGAUAACUAAUAUCAAUAUCGGAUCGGGACAUCCUGACCAAUAACUAAAAAUCUCUCUGUGCAGUGUGCCAAAUCAAAAACGGAGUUAUUGUAGACAUGUUUAAGUCUGCUGUAAAGUUUGGCAUUUUAACAUGGAGCCUCAUGGGGAUUCCUAAUGUUUGCAGACAGCCUCAAGUGGACAUUUGAGGAGCUGCAUCCUUUACUUCAUUUUUAGGAGUUUCUGCUUGAUGCCUGUUUGCUUCACUUGUCAAAUCACAAAACUCUACCAACAAAGACUCUGUUAUCUGUAGACUUAACACUCUCAUGGUCAAACCUCAUGUGUUUUUUUUUUUUUUUUGUACCGUUGUGUUACUGAGUAACAAAACAAGUUGCCGGCUCUCAUUUGCAUCUCUCCAGCUCCCAGAGAGCCGACCUAUGCCACCCCCUCAAAGCAUGUUUGACCUCCUCCCCUCUGGCGGCACAUGCAGACGAAUCUGCAAAUAAGAUUUUGGAGGAUUUCUGUGCACUUUGCAAAAUCGACCCCAAUACUUUAAAAAGACUUUUGAUGCUUAACAUCGCCGCCUUUGUUAAAUUAUCACUUAGAGGAAAAAAUGACAAAAAGUCUUGUACAUGAGUUGCUCCAAAAUGUUGACACAAAGCGCCUCCCCUCAAAAUCAAACACUUUGGAGUGAGUUCAAAAACACAUCUUUAUUUUCUCCUUUAAUUUAAACAGGAAUGCAACUUUUACACACAGAUGCCCUCCUGCUCUCCUGAGUCCUUGUCCCUUCUGGUUUUAGUCCCACCGUCCUCAACAGCCUCAAACCGGAGUUUAUAUGCUUCAAUGUAGCAGUGUUGCACAAUUUUGAAUAAAAGAGAAUACACUCAUUAAACAGAAUUACUUUGUGAUUUAUUGUUGUACCAAAGUAGUCAACAUGUUCAUAUAUAUAUAUAUAUAUAUAAAGGAAGUUGGUUCUAAACAGUCGAACAAUCAAAAAGGGAUUUUAUAAUCAUCCUUGACCAUGACUUGCCUGACUUCAUUCAACUUUUUACAGCUGACCUUCACCCCUCACACACACACACACACACACGCGCACACACACACACGCUUACACCACUCUGUAGUCAGCUUGAUGAAAGUCUCUGUGACUGACAGCCACAUUGACUGACACACACGUUCAAAUACACACUCUUUCAGGAGUACAGUUAGGCCUCAGUGUACCAGACGUCUGUGUGUGAAUAUGCUGCCCUCCAGUGUUCACCCUGAUAAGUGGCCUUGUUAUCUUUAAUGGGCUUUAUUUUAUGAGCACAAGGGAAUAAAUCAAAACUCUCCAUCCCCUCCUCUAUCUGUGUGUGUGGGUGUGGUUUUCUAACAGCAAGGUUAAACAGGAGCGAAUGCGUCAUGCUAACAGACGCUGUGACGCAGGACAGCUCCAUGCUGGGACACGCACAAGCACACACACGCAUAGACACACUCACAUACGCAAGCACACUGGACAUGAUUUAACGAUAAGGCCAGUUUCAAGGCUUUGGAAAUUCGUCACAGGAAAUCGUCUGGAUGUCAUAAAUGAGAUGCUGAGGUUGGGACUCGGUUUGAAGUCGCUCAGAGUCAGCAGAACGAGAACAAAAAAGGAAAAACUCUCAUUAUUUAGGCUUGGAAAUGUUAUAUGAAGACGCUCAGUUGCAUUUCAGGACUGACCUUGGCUCAAAUCAAACCUCCUUACUCACAAACUUCAGGAGUUUGAAGGAUCACAUCGCAUCCCAUCUUCAACGGCAGAAUUUAGGAAGUUACAGUGGAGAGGAGAAACUUCCUUUAAAGGGAUAUUCCAAAAAUUAAGUUAGGGUCAAACACACUGUGGCACCGAGUUAGACACCCCUGAAUGUUGCCGACUGCUUGCUUCUCUAGUUAGACCAACUUUAGUAAUUACCACACGAUAGCAAUACACAGCGAUCCCAGGAGCCACGCACUCAACCAAAAAGCCACUCUAUAGCCACAAAAAAAUGCUCAGAACAGCACCUAACUUCAUCAACAGUACAUAUAGGGUCCCAGUCAUAGCACUAGCCACCGAACAUCUUUUUUAACUUUGCCUGAUUUCUUUAGCUAAGAGACUAAAAACAACUCACCUACUCUCUUCCAGCAGCCACUUGUUUGUACGGAGACCUCAGACGAGUCCAUUACUGCAGCGGGGUGAUGCAGCUCAAGGAAGAACAAUUAUGAUCAUUUCUUUAUCAUUUCCCUGAAGUAAUAAUCAUCAUAUUAAUCAUUUUGUACUGCAGACGCAGUAGUUCUUCUGCCUUAUUGUCUCGGUCUGAUUGCAUUUCCAUGAAUAAAUGAUCAUAAAUGUUCCUUCUUGAGCUGCGUCGCCCCGCUGCAGUAAUGGACUCGUCUGAGGUCUCAAGCGGCUGCUGGAAGAGAGUUGGUGAGUUUUCUUUGCUAAAGAAAUCAGGUAAAGCUAAAAAGAUGUUUGGUGGCUAGUGCUAUGUCUGGGACCCUAUAUGUACUGUUGAUGAAAUUAGGUGCUGUUCUGAGCAUAAUUUGUGGCUCUAGAGUGGCGUUUUGGUUGAGCAUGUGGCUACUGGGACCGCUGUGUAUCGUUAUCGUGCGGUCAUUACUAAAGUUGAUAUAACUAGAGAAGCAAGUGGUUGGCAUCUUUCAUCUCUUGACGGGGUGUUUGACCCUAAAUUAAUUUUAUUCCAGAAUAUCCCUUUAACAGGCAGAAACCUCAAGCAGAACCAGACUCAUUUGAGCCAGUCUUCUGCUGUUACUGCACUGGGUCUAGAGAGGGGAUAGAGGGAGAUCCAGAAAGAAAGAGAUGGAUAGAGGUGAGACUGAUUGAUGCAUGCAGUUGAAGCAGCUAGAAACUUGGCAGGUCUUAGAUAUAAAACACAUUGAUGAAAAAUGCAGAAUUCCACACCAUAUGCAGACUUUUUCCACUUCCACACCAGUAACCAUUUACUCCAGAAGUCACAGGUAUUAUAACAGACUUAAAGUGACCAGCAUUUAAAGGAGAGAAGGAUCAGAAAGGAGAGUGUGGGGUUCAGGUGCAUAAAAGCAGAGUCAUAAAUGUUACAGAUUAAUUGAUGUGGAGGAAGCUUUGUGCUUAGAGGACUGAAGCUGAGAAAACUUAAAAUCAUGAAUAGCUGCAGUACAGCUUAUGACCAGCAGAUGUCAGCAGACACAAACUUAAUCAGGAUCUGCUCUAGAAGAUAUUAAACGGUAUUACUGCAUCACCUGAAUUUGCUUUUCAGACACUAGUUUGACAUUGAUUUUCACUUUAAUAUGAUGCAUAUUAAAAUAAUAAUGUUAAUGCACUUCUUCUCUCCUUCACUAAUACGAUUAUCUGAAUUUCUGCUCAGACAUUGGUGAAGACACCUCCAAUAACCCCUCUAUUAAUAUGUCAUAAUUAUCCAUUAUAUCAUAUGUUAAUCACUGAAUAGAUGAAGUGAACACAAACAGAUAAGACCCCUGACUGUGAGUGAAGAUGAGUCUAAAAGGAGCAGAAAUUAGUAAGUGAAAAUCAAACUGGCCUGCAGUACCUGAUGUUACCACAGAGUGUCAGCAGAGGACCGCUAGGAUGACGACGCUGUUACAAAACACAAUCGCUUAAACAGCUCCACCUCUCAGCAUCUAUCUAUCACCUUAAAUAAAUGAGUUUCAUGUGUUUUAUUACAUUAAGUUACUUUUUAAGGCCAAAUUGAUAAGAAAGGCACAGGUCAACAAAAACAAGAGCAUGAAAAUAAAAGUGCAAGAUGAUGAAAUGUCACAAUCGAAUCCAUCAGUGUACUUUAUGUAACAAUGUCAGUUUACGUACAUUCAGCACCACUAAAGCUAAAAAUGUGUUGAGUCAGAUUUCUGUAGACUUCAGCUGUUUCUGUUAAAAUGUUAAAGCAGUUUAUAUAUCCCUCAAUAUUUCAUAAUAAGUGCAUUAGUUUAAAUCUGAAAUGUUGUAAAGUCAUUGAUAUUUGUACAGUAUCACCAUCAGUUCACAGUGUAAUCACAUUGAGGUUUUGUUAUAAUGGGGGAGGUUUCUGUGUGUAAGAGUAUAAAUGUGCAGGAGAGACAGUAAAGCAGAACACGCCUGACUGCUCAGCAACUUUCCUCUUUUUCCCUGAUAAAUAGACAGUUUAGAAAUCAUUGAUUCGUCCUUUAUUUUAAUGAGGAGAAAUCUGCAGGGAUGGAGUCUGUUCCCUCUGAGGACUGAAGUGUGCACGAGGCAGCACUUUAAACAAAUACUCGUCUACUAAAGCACGCAGAGGGAAAUGCAUGUACUUCAUGCAUUAAUGCACACUGUCUUACUGUAGAGAAGCUGUUAACUCAUUAUUUUCCACAUCUGUCUGCUUGAAGCUCUGAUCAAACGCUGACAGAUCAUGAGACAAGGUAAAAAUAGACUCAGUCUUUGUUCAAGUAGAAGUGCUUAAACUUCAGGAAAUUGUCCCAAUUACAGCAAAAGCACAAGUCCUGGUUGGAUUUGAUGACUCAGGGCUCUGAAAUGUUCAAAAGUUUGAAAUAAAUCUUCGUUUCUAAUUUCAGAUGUGAAUAUUUUCUAUAUUUCAGAUGAAAUGUUGAACAUAUUCUUAUAGUAAAUACAAACUUUGCCUUCCUAGUUCCUUUUCUCAAGGCAUUUUGUCGACUUUCUUCAUGUUGUUUUCAUCCUUUAAUUUCUGUUUUACAUGAUAUGGGCUAAUGAGAGUUCAGAUAAGAGUGUUUGAGAGUGGCUAAUGUUAGCAGAGAUAAAACUAGCCUUUGUUCCUUUUUUCAGGUAAACAUCCUCCCCCCUCUGCUGGGUAUGGAUUACAAUGGUGAAGUGUCAUAUUAAAGUCUAACCAGACGGGACCUAUCACCAUUUUCUGUAGAUAGGUUAUCAAAGCUUGUUGUCUAAUGACACGCCAUCUGUAUUCUGUACUUGAUUGCAUCCAACAGUAGCUAUAAACUCAUCAUAGCAUGAAAAUAAAGUCAUCGGAUAAUAAAGCCGUAAUGUUACAAGAAUGUACUGUAGUCAUAGUACCAUGAGAAUAAAGUCAGAGGAAAGUCAAAUUAUCUGGAGAAUAAAGUUGUAUAAAGUUGAAAGACUGGAAGAGUAAAGUCGUAAGAAAAUAAAAGUCAUUACUGUUAUAAAGUCAUAGUUAAGUCUUUCCAAUAGGACAAGUCAUGACUUUACAAGGGUAGUAAUUUUUUGAUAUAUGAGUCAAUUAAGUAACUCUUAUGCAGAAAAUUGUGAUAAGUUCUUAAUCUUAAAAAUUUUAAUAUUAAAAAUAAAGGCCAUUAUGUUAUCAUAAUAAAGUUGUGAUUGUUCUUGUAACACUAUGUAUUGACCGGUGUCGAGUAAUAUUAAAACUCUUUUGUGAAUUCCUAAUUUUCUUUCAAGACUAUUUUAAGAGACUUCUUUUUCUUACUGGAGAAAAAAACAGUUGAAUUCAAUACUGAUGCCCUGAUGUGACCGGCAAAGCAAACAAGACAAUCAGCAACAAGAAUGAAUAUUCAUGUCAUCAUAAGAGAGAUGGCUGCUAGAGAGGAGGAUUUAGACAAAGUGAUGAAAAACAGCACACUGCUGAAAUAUCACUUUGCCAAGAAUCACGGCAUCAAUUAAAACAUUUGACUGUUAAAAUAAUUCAGGAGAAGGUUUUUAAUCAAAAAUCAAAACUUUUACAUGUACAAGACAAAACCAGCCAAGAGGUUAGAGGACCUACUUUGUCCAUAGAGAACAGCAAAAUCAGUGUUGACCUAUAGUCCCACAUUGUAGCUUUCAAUACCCUAGUAAAGUAUGCAAUCUUUCUUCAAACCCUACAUGAGCACAGAACCAGCAUGUUUAACACUUUUUAUUCAUGUAUGGGGGCUGUGCAUCUAACAUGUGCUCUGAUACGGAGGAUCCUGGUGGUAGAACAGCAGGGGUUGGAGAGGAGGGGGUAUUUACAUGCUUGCCUUGGCAUUUAGUUCAGAACGUUUUGCCAGAUUUGCAUUUUAAGCUUCCUAAUAUCCUCUUUUCUGAGGGUUUAGAUGUUAAAGUACCCCAAAGAUUAAAGAGCAGCUCAUAAAUAUGAGAGGUGUUUAUUUUUUAUCAUCCUGUGAAAAAGCUUUCCUUCAUUUAAAGGGUACUUUAGGAGUUACUUUGUGAGCCCCUCUUGGAGUCGGAGAUGAUCACUGCAGAAGCUGGGUGCAGUUUUUCGUUGUGUCAGCUCGGUAGGCGGCUGUAGAAGUGGCCAACACAGUCAGCCUCUCAAUUAGCUAAUAGUCUUAGUCACAGUUAUCUAUCCUGUGAUGAUGCAGCCUUUUCUCUGUUUGGAGAGCAGCCCUGUUCGAUGGGGGUGUGUUUAGGGUUGGGCUGCACUGCUUAGUGAGAGUGAAUUUUUUUAUUCCCCCAUCGUAUCCCAACUUAAAACAACACGUAAAAUGCAAUCCUCCGUCCGAAACUGUUGGACUCCUUUUCUAUUAGUGAUCAACUUUAGGUCUCCUAUUUUAUCCUCUUCAUCUUCCCAAAAAACUACAAAUAUUACAUGAAGGUAUAGAGAGAGACGGGAGCUCGGUAUGUUUGGCACUGUUCAGUUUGGUAGCUGCUUAGUCUUGUUGGAUUUGGUCACAUUUUAGCCAUUUUGUCCCCAAUAGUUCUAGUUCUACAAAUACUCAAAACGUUUCAGUCUACUUUGAGUCAAUAAAAAGUCAAGAUACUUUGCUCAAUACUUUUGUACACAUAUAAUAAUGAAGAGACAUAGUGGCGCUGGAAACUUACAAAUAGAUGUGUUUAGAAAUUGUAUCACCAACUAGUGUUUAAGAUGAGUAUUGCAGAGUGACGCUAACACUCCAGUGCAGAGGUAUGCAGUCCUGAGGACUACACUGACUGCUAUGGCACAGGUGGGGUGUAUGUCCAAUGCAUAAGCAUAAGCCAAGCUUACAGCAGUAUUAACGAAGAGCUGGUCCAACCCUGAGCCUGCUGCAAAUAUACAGUUUAUCAGAAGCCCUUCUCUAGAGAUGGUGCUGAUACUUCCACUGUGGAGGGGCCAAAUAAUAGAAGACUCAACCUCUCUACUACAAGGUUUCUGCAUGUUAAACGGAAGCUUUUCCUUGCUACCGUUACUUGCUAAAUACUGCUUAGUGGGAUAACAACUGCUGUGAUUUGGUGCUAUAUGAAAAAAAAAAAAACAGAUUGAUUUAUUGAUUAUUGAUUGUCAAUAUUCGAGGCAGUAGACCCUGGCACGCUGAUCCAUGGUGGCAUGGAAAAACGAUGUAACCUAAAAAGAUAAUAUACUCUGCAUCAUGUUGUCUUACUCUCUUUAAAAUGCCUGACACCAGAGAGUUAUGGCAAGUGAGUCAAGACAGAUUCAAGGAGAAUAAAACAUUUCAUGGGGCUGUACUUAUAAUUUGAAGAACUGCAUGAAUGACCAGCUUCCAGUUAUCCUGCUGGAGAAUAGUGAUUCAUAAAAGUCACUGAGUCUCCAUUUACUGCUACAAACAAACAGAGUGAGCGAUUUCUACAGGAAAGAAUGAAUAAGUGCAUAAAGGCGUUUUCCUCUCUGAUUGGUUCGACAUUGACUGCAUCAUUAGAGGUAAAUGACGUCCUCCUUUACUCAGGGGGUUAUUGCCUCUCUUUCCAGCUGUCACUCAGGGUCGCCCCCUCUCUGUGAUUGGCCAGCUGCCAGACGCUCCCAUUUAGCGAGGGCACCGUCUUACCCUUCACACCUCAGCUUUUUCUCAAUGAAACCUUUACAGCGGGGAUGUUUACAGCGCAUACACUCACAUUGUUCCUGUGUGAUAUAUAGACUUAUUAAAUGAGUUCAAACUUUCAGCAGCUCUUAAACACAUUAAAGCUGCUCUCAGCAAGAUGUUUAUGUAAAAACCCACCUGUCCUAUUACUUAAGACGAGUUAUGGCUGCAGCACUUAGCCCAAAGUUAAGACUUGGUAGGAUCCAAGUACUUCCCCAAAUAAUUAUCAACACCAGUGAUGGAUCAGCAUCUUUACAUACACCGAAAACAACAAUGGAAAAAAGCAUCAGGAACUUUGUGUUUGACAAAACCUGCAGAUUUUCAGGUAAAAUAAACACAUCCUGAAGUUGAUGAUUUCAAUUCAGCUUAAAAAGGAUGCAAUUGUUCUCUUCAUUUUAAAAAACAUACAGCAGAUAUCUAAUGCAGAAACCUCAGGUCUUGAGGGAUGGAGCCAAUGCAGUAAUGCUAAAAGCUACAAUUCCUGGAGUGUCCACUUGGGGCUGGCAGUAAAGCACCAGAAGCCACAUAGACACCUGAUCCUCUUUACUCAGCCUGGCAUUUUAGUCGCAAAACUGACUCUAAAUCCGAAAAAAGCUGCAAAAAUGAACUCUUGCUGCAGAUGUUUUACUUUUAAUGAAUGUUGUCGAUGGGGAAGGAUUACACCAGAAGAAUAUUAAAGGGUAUAGAAUAUUUUUGCACUGUUAACAGACUAACUUGUGCUUCAACUUUGUUCUAGAGUUAGUGUUACAGAAGCGGCUACAAAUGCUGCAAACUAGAAUAAAGAUGUAAUACAGCCAAGCUGAAACCAGUAGAUAAAGAAAUCUGAUUGUUAGAGUUUGCUGCAAAAGUGUCCACUUGUUACCGUUUAGAGGGGAAACAGGCUGUUCUGUUCCCCAUCAUAUCUCUCCUCCUCACUGUCCCUAUUCUUCCCCUUUUCACCUUUCUACACCUCCUUAUCUGUCGUAUUCAAUCGUUCCCUCACUUGCUUCUCUCUUUGUCUCCUUUUAAUCAUUUCCUAUUUGACCUUAUUUCCUGCCUCCAUUGCAUCUCUCUUCCUCCUAUCAUCUCCUCACCUUCUUCUCCGCUGCUUAUCAUCACACAUUAGCUCCUAACCUUUUGUUUAGUCCUCUGUUGGUCAUCUGUCUCCAGGGUUUCUCUGAUAUGUCCUUGUCAUCCUCUUUUUCUGUUCUUCAGUGUGGUUUUCUUUCUUUAAUCUUCAUCUCCUGUUGUUAUCCUCUAUUUAUAACUCCAUAAUUUGACUUAGAGUCAGUUUUUUUGUGUUUUCGCUGUUCCUUUCUCUCCACGGUCAGAGAGAUUCAGAGAAAUUUGUUGGCAGGGAUGGAGGUUUUGUUUAUCUCUAUUUUAAUUCUCAUCCAGACUUUGUUAACAAUGCAACAAUUAAUCCCAUUUUCUACCGUUUUCUUCCUGUUACCACUCCCUAAGUGCAUGUGCUGGAAGGCAGGGAAACCACCUGGUGAGAUGAAGGUUCAGUCCAACACAUGGUUCCAAAAAUAGCCAAACGCUCUCCACAUUUCUCUCCAGUCCACCUGCUGUAGAUUUUUAUUCUGAACAGGCUCAGGCUGGGAAUCAAACCUUAGUCCUUUUUCCCCGUGCCUCAUAGAUAAACUGCAGUUAGCAUUUGUGUUUAACGAGGGAAAUAGUGCAUCACAUUGUAGGUCUUGACUUAGGAACAUUUUUGUAACCAUAAAAUUGUCAAUUUAAGAAAAAAAAAACAAAAAACCUUAUAGUUUAUAUCUAAUGCAGAAAUCUCCAGCCUUGAGAGAUGAAGCCCAUGCAGAAAUGUUAAAAGCUGCAGUUCCUGGAGUGUCCACUUGGGGCUGGCAGUAAAAGCACUAAAAACUACAUACACACUCAUUCAAAAAAAGUUCAUCUGUACAGCAAAAAUUAACAUGAGUUAUUCAAGUUUCGCAUAGUUAGGUGUGUGGCUUACUCAACCAGCAUCUCUUUGCAUCUUGCUCAAUUGACAAAAGUAAGGCUGAGUCAGCACAUCCCAUUUGGUGACCACCAUUAGCAAACGUCAGAACUACACUGAAGUGUACGCAGAAAAAUUUUACCACUGUGCAGUUUCAGAUGCAUGUUUAUGAUUUAAAAAUUAUUUUGAAAGUCUAACAAGGAAAAAAAAAACUUGAACAAGACCCUGAAUAGAGCUUUGUAAAUUUAAUUUAAUGUAGUAUAAUGUAGUAUAGAAUAAUUUAAUUUAUUCUGUCUCCCUAAGGAGAAAUUUGUCUUGGACACACGGGUAGGCAGCAUACAUAUAAUACAGUACAUACAAUACGAUACACACAGUACAAUACAAUACAGCACAGGACAACAAAAACAAUAACAAGACAGUAAAGUGCACAGUGACGCAAAAAAGCACAAGUGGGCCUCUAGAUCACCCUCCAAUAUAAUAAACAGUAACAACCUACAACUGCAUUCUAGUGCACCAGGAAUCACAUUAAAUUAGCCCUACCUCAAAAACCUUCCACCCCGUCUGUCCUCCGCAAGCAGCCCAUUAGGUAGAGUAAUCAACAGAGGGAUGAAGGAAUAUUUAUACCUAUUAUAGUUACACCUGUAGGCGUCAUACCCCCCCAUCACAGUUUAAUAAAUACACAGGUUUUAGUGUCUUGGAGGGUCUUUUUGUUGGACACAGCACUGACACAGCACAGCCUAAACAGUUCAUUUUCACACAAGACUCAGUCUAGGCGAGGCAAGCUGACGAUAGAAGUUCAAGAUUUUGGGGUAGCCCAUUUAAUUUUUGGGGGGGCCAUACGAGUGGACAUAUCUUUGGACAUAUACAUACAAUACCAGCUGAAAUGCUGGAUUAUGAUUCUACUCAGACAAACACAAACCAGAAGAUAAAAUGAAAGCAGAGAUUAAAAUAUUCACAAAGGAGGAGGAGGGUCAGCAGCAAACAAAAAGUGAGAUAUAUUUGUCAAGAAUUUGCAUCGUGAAUGAAAAAUUAUUCAAAAAGAAAAAAACCCAAAGUGUUUUAGAGAGAAAAGACAAUUCUUGAAGACAUCUAUUCAUCAAAAAUAAUCUUCAGUUGUAUGUAAGGCAGUGUUUGUUUGUAUUAAGAGACAGGCAGACAGUCAUUAACAUUUGUAAGAAGCCGAAGCAGUAAAGGAAAUUGUUCCUAAAAUCACCAGAAAAUUCAAGAUCCAGGAUCAGAAACCUUCAGGAAGAACCCAGAACACUCAUUUCAGUGCAGCUCAUUAUGUGGCAACCAGCCAGAGUCUGAGGGGCGGCCAACGGAAAGGCAAGUGAAGCACGUCAAGCCCAUAUGUCUCAGGAUGUCUAAUACCCACCGAGGGGCUGUGAUAACCAUCCAGCUGGAUAAAUGUUAAAUUUACAGGAGAGUCAACCCAAAGAAGAGGAGAAAGUAAGAUCUCUUUGCUUUAUACUUUCACUGGAGGCAUAAUUUAGCUUAUUAGAGAAAGACAGAAAAGAAGGGGGAAAAAAACAGCUUCAGAUCCAUCAGUGAGGGCUUUUUCAUCAGACAGUUUAAUGUAACUUACGUAUUUUUCUGAAAUAUCCUCCCUGUCUGUCAUCAUAGUCUCCUGAAAACUUCCUCAUCAUAUCUGUUCUGCUCUUUGAGAAAAAAUGUAAGAAGAGAAACAUCAUGAUUAGUCAUUUAAAGAGGAUGUAGAGUGGGAACUGCUGCUUCUGACAGCCAGAGAGUGAAUUAUGACUCCCAAUACUCUGAGUGAUUAAAGAGCACAGUCAGGACCAUGCUGAGAUCUACGUUUUUCUCCCCCUGAUGCAUCUGUUUCUCGCUCAAAAUCAGCUCUGGCAACAGGGAGGAAAAGAAGGUUGAAAAGGUUAAUUUUUAAAGAGAGUGUUUCAUUAGAGACGGAGGAAGAGUUUGACUACAGAGGAAAAAAAACUAAAAGAAUAAAGCCAGAGGGAGUUGGUCCAGAGUGACGCACUGUAGAUGUUCUGUAACAGGAAAAAAAGGUGAUGAGGAGGGCAGGAGAGAGGAGGAAGGAGGAAUGAUGAAAAGGUACAUGGCUGAAGUUAGAUAACCAAAGUGGGUCAGCUCAGAGUCUGGAUUGAAUUAAGCAUCCUCAAUCAGACUAAUCUGACACGGUGGUACAGUCCGGUCUGGGACGCUGAGGGGCAGACAGAUUCUUUUUCUUGAACCUGAAAUUUAGUAAACAGAUGAAGCACAGCGUUUGUCUUCUUGAGCAGAGACAAUCAAAGAAAUAGCAGAUCAAUGUCAUAGACAACGACAGUCAGAAUGAACGUCACAGAAGUUCCUGCAAUCACAACAAUGUGCUAAAAGAUGAGCCACCUCUGCCUGCUCUGGCUUCACUUAGGUUAGCUGUUGUUCCGUCCAUGUUUUACACAGUAUAUGGGCCCGGUCAGUAACCUUUGACCCCUCCUGUCACUGUGCAGAGAUAGCUGAUGCCUUUUUGUCCAGGGUUGUUCCUCUUUUAGUGUCUUUGUGCAAAUAAUGUCAUACUACACUUCAGAGACUCGCACAGCCCCUCCAUCCCUGAUCUCUGCUUCAUUCCUUCUCUCUCUCUCUCUCUCUCUCUCUCUCGCUCUCUCUCUCUCUCUUUCUCUGUCUGUCUGUCUGUCUUUCCAUCCAUCUCACAUUGCUGAUUCUUUGACUAGAAUGCUUACUCCACACACCAGAGUCAGGCCCAUUAGCUGAGACCAGCACACUCCUCCUCCUCCUCCUCCUCCUCCGUUCCUCCUCUCCACUUCCAUUAACCAGCCAAUCAAUUAAUACAGGUUGAGUCGGCGUGAGAAGGAGCCAAAAAAAGAGCAAUCCUCUAAUUAGCUUGGACGCUACAUCAGCUCGCUAUAUCUUUGUGCCUGUCUGCAUAAAACACACCACGCGCCACUGCUGCUCUCUCUCUCUCUCUCUCUCUCUCUCUCUCUCUCUCUCUCUCUCUCUCUCUCUCUCUCUCUCUCUCUCUCUCUCUCUCUCUCUCACGCACUCACACACACACACACACAAACACAUUCUACAUAAUGAUUAUGGGCUCUGAGAGCUGUCUUUACUGAGUUUAAUCUGCACACACAGGCUCUAGGAUGGAGUAAGCAUCAUGUGAGCAGAAACACAUGAAUUAUUGCUCUUUUUUAACAAGAAGAGUCCAGUUUACCAGAGUCAAAUGUCUUGUGUGUGUACAAAUACCUGGCCAAUAAAGCUGAUUCUGAUUCUGGGGGUUAUACAUAGAAAGUGUGCAUUGCAAGUCAAUCCCUGCAGACAAUAUACGAAAAUAUAUCUAUUAUCUCGGCGAUUACUCAUUCUAGCUCUUAUGUAUCUGCUUAUAUAUGGUCUCAGCAGUUGCAGAGCCAGGAGCCAGACUUUAAUCCUGAACCAUGACUGGCCCUAAGGCACCACUUCAAAAAUAAUCUUUUGCGGGAUGUGUUUGUGCUAGAAGCUUUUUUGCUCUUUACGUUGUUGACUUUGGAGAAAUCUCUUCUUUUCCAGUCCAUGAACAAUUGAGUUCAACAGAAAUCAAUGUUGCCACUUUGUUGAGUCACAUGUCAAUGCUUAAAGACCCACUCCGAUGCAAAUCGUGUUUUUCUUGUUUUUUUUUACAUGUUCAAACAGCAUUUUUCUGAUGCUAAAGGACACAUCAUGAGAAAAGUUAGUGCAAAAUUGCGUUUCUGAGUAUUUCUGAAUUCAAAGCUCGGUGAAUCUCUGGCAGACCCAAACAGCAGGUUCAGACACAGUAAGAUUUCCUACAUCACAACUCCAAGCUCCGCCCUGCUAUGCAGGCCAGACUCAGAGAAAUAGAAUGGACAGUUGCGGAAUAAGCGCGUGCGUUAGCGGAUUGCAAUGCUUGUAAGAAAGCUAAUUAUGAUUUUAGCUUUCAUCAUGCCCCUAGAGACAAUAGUGUCUAAGAGCUGAAUUGCUCCUAUGUUACCUGCUUCUUCUACUACGGGGCACUGUUCCUACACAAGCAUGCUACAAGCAUGAAGAGGAGCGUGCAGAGCAGCACUGUCUCUGCUGUCUCAGGAGAACUGCUAAUGAGCUACUGAAGCUCUUCAGAAAAAAAAAGUCCUUGAAAAUGGCUAAAAACUUCUUAAUCACAAUUUAAAAACCGCUGAUAACACUUUAAGUGGUGAAAAAAAAUGAUUGGAGUCGGACUUUAAAAUCAUUACAAGAAAAGGUGUUUUGGGACCUUCCUGGGUUUGGGGUCAUGUCUACCUUUACCUGGCUACCCGAACAAAACUAAGUGCCCCGGUCUGGCCCUGACACUGGUUAUCAGGUUUUAAAUGAGCAACUCCGGUCACGGGACAGUGAUGCACCAAAACUGUAAUUCCCAGACUGUUUAAAAUAAUUAGAAAAACCUUAAUCUCUCCUUCAACUGUUUGUAACAUCUUCCUUUGUCAAUCCCAGGCCUCUUCUUCUUGUUCAAAUUUAAUAACUUCUAGCAAAUAGUUCACAAACCAGUGGCUAAUUUAACUUUGCUCAUUAAAUACCCUGUCAUUCAUCAGCCCCCCUGUGGUCAUGCAGUAUGUUUUCAUAAGUUUGAACUGAAUUUGCACUGAAUCAAACCUGUCAUAGUCCCAACCAACAUACCUGGAUGUGGUUGGGGACUGAUUCUCUCUGUCAUGUACAUGACUCAAUUGAAUUGACACUGGCACAUGCUCCAGGGUUUGCACACCAGGCCCUGAGCUGGAAGUUGAAUGGCAUGGAUGCAUUUCUUGGAAGUCAGGUAGUGAAAAAACCUUAGCAGUUGAAGAGAGGGCUUAAAAAGAAAACUGUCCAAAUAAAUGGCACAAAGCUGUAAAAGUGACAGCAUUUUGUUGUUCCACUCAUGAUUUGUUUGGUGUUUCUGUAGGUGACCGGAAAGAUCUGACUCAAAGGUUUGGUCAAAAAAGGAGAAGGAGUGGAUGGGUCAGAGCUGAAUGUGGAUUUACUGUCAUAUUCAAAAGAUUACAACAUGAUCAUCAAACAGCCGGGCUCAUCCUAUUCAGGUCCCUAAUCUAAAUCUGAAAACGGGGAUACUUAGUGCUCGUCUUGUCUCCUUCAGCGUUAAUAUAUAUCAGCUGCUCUGAGCUGGUUUUAUCUUAUGGAGCUCAUCUGGUUCAGAGGUGUCACUUUAGCAGCUCAGAAAAGUUCCUCCAUUUUUCAAACCUUCUGUAUCCAGGACAGGGUUAUGCUGAUCACACAGGCUGUGUGUAUUUUUAUUCCAGCCUAUCUUAUGUUCCCACAUGCAUCCACACCUUAACGCUUCCAGGCACAACAACACUUACAUUCUCCUACAUGCACCAGAGGUUAGGAACCUCUCUAAAAAUAAAAGUAACCAUUUGAAAUGCAAAAAUAGGUAUGCAAACUUUCGACAGCCUAUUUUCUACAGUGAUGACCUAUUUUCUCCCCUCUGACGCAUAAACAAUGCGUCUGUAAAGGGAGGAGAGCUGUGGAUUUGGUGUGCAGAGGAUACAAGAUUUAAGCAAAGCAAGAUAAGACAUUGCUUGUUUUUGAUAUUAAAUAAGAGUCAAAACAACAAAGAUCUGGCUCAGUUUUUCAUCUAUGACAAUUAAAAGUCAAGCUGUAAGCAGCGUUGAAUGGACCCUCACAACUCUGUGCCGGAGGGGCUGAAAUUGUGAAAAAUUGUGGGCGUGGCUUAUCACACUAUUUAAGCCACACCCAGCAACUUUACCUGGAUAAAAAGUGUCAUUGCUCCACCAGGUUCUGUGUACCUCAUAUUAGCCCUUCUGUUUGAUGGUGAAUGCAGUGCUGCCCUGGCAGUAGCUCUUGGCGUAGACAUAUGUGGUCUGUGAGGGGACAGAGGGAAGGUCUUUGGAUCUACUGGUAGAACAUUGAGUCGAAUUCAAUGAACCAGACAGAAUUUGAGAGUGUUUUUGUGAAGGGUGGAAUUUCUUGGUGACAAUAGCUAGCGCUUUGUUGUUUUUGUAUUCCAGUGUAAUAUUAAUUUAGGGUUAAACACACUGUAACACCGAGUUAGACACUCCCUCGAGAGAUGAAUGUUGCCGACCGCUUGCUUCUCUAGUUAUACCAACUUAAGUAACGGCCACAGUAUAGCAAUACACAGUGGUCUGAGGAGCCAUACACAAAUCUCAAUCAAAGCGCCACUCUAUAGCCACAAAUAAUGCUCAGAACAGCACCUAACAGCACCUAACAACACCUAACCAAACAUCUCUUUAACUUUGCCUAAUUUCUUGGGCAAAGAGACUAAACACAACUCACCUACUCUCUUCCAGCAGCUGCUUGUUUCUACGGAGACCUCAGACGAGUCUAUUACUGCAGCGGGGUAACGCAGCUCAAGGAAGAACAUUUAUGAUCAUUACUUUAUCAUUUCCUUGAAGUAAUAAUCAUCAUAUUAAUCAUUUUGCACUGCAGACACAGUAGUCGCCUUAGCGUCUUGGUCUGAUUGCAUUUCCAUGAAGAAAUGAUUAUAAAUGUUCUUCCUUGAGCUGCGUCGCCAUGCUGUAGUCGAUGGACUGGCCUGAGGUCUUGCUACAAACAAGCGGCUGCUGGAAGAGAGGAGGUGAGUUGUGUUAAGUCUCUUUGCUAAAGAAAUCAGUCAAAGCUAAAAAGAUGUUUGGUGGCUAGUACUAUGGCUGGGACCCUAUAUGUACUGUUGGUGAAGUUAGGUGCUGUUCUGAGCAUUAUUUGUGGCUAUAGAGUGGCUUUUUGGUUGAGGUUUGUUUAUGUCUCCUCAGACUGCUGUGUAUUGCUAUCCUGCAGUCGUUACCAACGGUGUGUUUGACCCUUAAUUAAUUUUAUGCUGGAAUAUCCCUUUAAUGCUUUGACUCAUAAAAUGAUGCUGUGUAAUUUGUCCACCGCCUAUUACUUAACGUCAGCAGGAUUUGGUCAUUUACACUCACAAGGUUCAUAUGUGAGGGUUGGAACAUAUUACUUUUGCGUUGAAUUGGCUGGAGAGCUUUUUGAUUUAAACUCAUGAGAAACAUUAUGUGCAUUAACGAUUCAAAAGCAGCCCUAUAUGAUAUUAAAGUGUUAGUUCUGCUGAUCCCACUGAAAAUCAACACCUUCGUCUGCAGCUAAGUGGUCAGACUUAAUGAUUUGGCCAUACAAAAAUCAAAAAUGGAAAUAAGAUGUUUUAUAGACUUAGAUCUCACUUUUAUUCACUCAUAGUCUCUGCUGUGAGGGUAGAAAAGUAAAAGUGCCGUCUCUUGAGCUGCAGCUGCAGCAGUCGAUGAAAAUAAACAAGCUGCUGGCAGCAGCAACCUGGCAAUCAACUUCACUUCAGGAAAAACAGGGCUGCGGAGAUGCUUUCUUUAGAACUACGUCUUUAUGAAUGCUUGUAGAUUAAGCUAAAAAACAAGAUAAAGCAAUUAUCUGCAAGGUAAAUUCAGCAAAAUGGGAAUAACAGUGACUAAAACGAUCUUUGUGUGCCAGUCUUUGUAAAGAGGUUGUCACAUGACUCUCUGAGCAGCAAAAACUAUUUCAGGAUAGUUUUAAAUUUGACAUUUCCAAUCAUAGGUGAGUUGCAAUGUUUAAAGUUUAAACAUGAGGUGGUCUUAAUCCUGCAGUGUCGUCUCUCAUCCUCCACCUCUCAGACACACUGUAGCUUUGGCCUGCCGAGUGAGAUCAGGGAACAGAGUGGGAGGGGGAGGAGGAGGAGGAGGAAGCGAGGAGGGUUAGUGGGGUGGGGAGGCGAGGGGGGACUUCGUUUCAAGGGGGGAGGUGCCAGGGCUUCCUGCGGGGGUUGCCUGUGUGAACGCUCUCUGAAUGACAAUGCUGCGCAUCAGGGCCUCAGCACGACUCCCCUCAGCAGCAGUAGCAACGCGCGCGCACACACACACACACAUAUAUAUACACACAACCACCCACUCACAGUCGCAGAGAGAGAGCCUGAGAAAGCUGCAGGAGCAUGCAGCAGCAGCAGCAGGAGGAGCGAUAACAGAGGUAUGCAGUGUGCAGGAGAAAAAGGAAACAAGGAGGGAGAGAAGAGAGAGUCUGCAGCCGUCACUCUCCUUCCAUCCGUCCUCAUUACCAGUGAGUGAUGGAGGGGGGGCAGCUUGUCAUCCACAGCAUCUCGUAGUCCCCCUCAAUAGCGCGAAUCACAGGCAGGCUCGUCCACCAGCAGCAUCAGCACCACCCCCUCCUCGCCAUCUCUCCACCACCCAUCCACCUCUUCCCGACACUCACUUUCACUCUCUCUCCCUCCCUCUCUCUCUCUCUCUCUCUCUCUCCGUGCUGUCAGCGGAGCGGGGCUUUUAUCAUGCCUGUUAGUAGCCACCAGUCUACGGGAAUCAGAUGAUGAGCAGAUCCAGUGAUGCUCACAGGUUAUGACGUUGAGGAGGCAUCUUGUAAAUAAUAGCUGGGUGCUAAGACCCACUACAGCGGGCGGGUUUUACACACUGUGUGACCUCAGGGUGACUGUCGAGCCCAGUCAGAGCUCAGUGAGAGAAAAAUUACUCAUACUGCACAAACAACUCAUCACUCAUAUUUAGAGGAUGUGUCGAGUUUUAUUUGACACCAGCAGAAAAAAAAGGCUCAAUACUGCAUCUGACAGCUUCAAUGGGAUUUAUUUGGACCAUUUCAUUUUAAGGCCAAAAGCUUUUUGGGGAUUUUUUCAAAUGCAAAUCAGUCAAAUGAAAUAAACAGAACCAGCUGGCUGUCUGAGAAUCUCAACUCUGAGACCUUGAAUGCAAAUUUUACUCUGUGAUGUAAAAAAUAGAAACAAAUGAAAAGUGUAGAGCUGAGUUUUCUUUAAAGAGAGAAGAAGCAUUUAAUGGGAAGUAGAUAUGAGAUUACAUCCAGUCCUGAAAAGUACUAAGAUGUAGGGGUCCACCAAGGGGUCUGAUCUGGUGAGGUUUGGAUUGGUGUGAAACUAUUUACAUAAUUUUAUAAUCAAAAUUUGAGAAAAUUCCCCCAAAGCCAACCUGUACUGAACUGUUUUUAGGGCAUUUAUGUUGGGGUACCAAGCAUACUGAUCAAUCCCCAAACUGCAAUAAUUAAAGAAAGAGAGGACAUACACUGACAGGCAUAAAGGCAUCAACGACAUUGAUGAUUGCAAAUAAAAUUAAAAUGAAAAGAGGUUUGCGCUGGGCAGUCGAGCUAGCCUACUUCCAGCAAACAUAACUUUUGACAACCUUUUACAUGCAAGUUCCCUGCAGGCUUAAACCAAGAGUACUGCAAGUCUUUGACAUUAGUUCAUAUUAAAAGAACCAUGUGAAAACAAGGAAAGUCCUUACACAGGGAAGACAGGAUCGGGCUUUUACUUUGAAAAGCUUCCGGAAAGUAAAACCCUAAUAUACUUUUCAUGCUUGUGACAUCAACAUAGCUGGUAAUGAGCAUAUACUGUACAACCCUCAGUUUAUCAUUUUCAGUGUGUUUUUGGCUGAGCUGUGUGUGACUUGCACAAAAGAAAAUCAGACGAAGUGCAUGCACAUGCAUGUUGAAAAUUUAAGUGGUUGUGCAGCAGACACUCUGUGUGAAGUACAACUAUGGAAGCAAAUCUGUGCCAUUUGAUUUUGAAAAAAAUUUUCUAAAUCUGAGUUGUUUUUUUUUUUUUCAUCAAAAUCAGACUUUUCAAAACUAUCAAAUUUCAAGCACGCAUUUUAUUUCUGACACUAACUUCCUUCACAAUGAUGAAAUAAAUUCAGUGUAAAAAAAAAAUCGGUCCCUUUAAAUAUUUGUUUGGUAAAAAUUCAACUUAAAAAAACUGUGUAAAAAAAAAUCAACUUAAAAAAAAUUCAGUGUCAAAAAAUUCAGUGUAAAACAGCGACUCAACAUCCAGGUAACCAGGGAGAGCCCUCGAUUCCCGGUUCAAUCAUCCAUCGUCCAGCCAAUCAAAUAAUGCUAGAGUGGUCAUGUGGCACCGACCCCAGUGGAAGAUUGAGGAACUGAUUGCUUUUCCCUGGUUACCUGGAUGCUGAGUCAGUCUCUUUUACACUGAAUUUUUUGACACUGAUUUUUUUUUUCAUGUUGAUUUUUUUUUUUUACAGUUUUUUUUAAGUCAUAUUUUUACUACACAAAUAUUUUGAGAGACCGAUUUUUUUUUAUACUGAAUUUAUUUCAUCGUUGUGAAAAAAAAAUAAGUGUAAGAAAUAAAAAUGUGUGCUUGAAUUCAAUGGUUUUGAAUUUUCAAAGCUGAUUUUGAUGCAAAAAAAAAUAAGCUUUGAAAAUUCAAAUUCAAAGUCAGAUGGCACAGAUCUACUUCCAUACAGAAUCCUUUGUGGAAAUGAGCCGUUAUUGGCCACUCCAAAGUUCUCAGCUAUAAUUGACUUCUAUGAAUAUAGAAUAACACAGUGAGGAAGAUGCACUAGGAAUCACUCUUUACUACCUGAAAACUCAGAGUCUGUGCAAACUCUGGGUCCACCCUGGACCGUUUUGAACAAUUUAAGAGCUGGAGCAUCAGCAAAAUCAGUUUUUUUUAUGGAAGUGUGAUGGUACAUUGAAUCACAGUGUGGAAAUAAAACUUGGAGGCUGAAAGAGGCCACCUACAUGUUAUAUUUAGCUGCUAAAAGUAACUUUAGCUUUGCGCACAUGUCAAACCUGACUCAGCUUGUUUUUUUCCGUGUAGUUAUUUCUCACUAAAAUCUCUCUAUGUGUGUUUCUAUGAGUUUUAUUUUGGUGACAAAUGCUUGAAAAUGUUCAGGUAAAUUCAUGCAAAGAUAACAAAAAUAAUAUUUCUGAGAACUUAAACCAAUCCUCAAAUGGUUUGAAUAAACAAACAGAAAGUUAGGCUCAGUGUCAUUGUGGAUAAGAAGCCUCAGUUAGCAUUGGUAGGCUAUAGGUGAAAAAAAGUUUACUUUUAUGCAUUUAUUUAAACCCCGAAAGACAUCAUGACCUGCACUGAAGCUCCUGCAGGUGAGAUGACAUAAGGAGACGCUACAUGUAUGAACUCAUCACUGUUGUUGCAUCACACAUUGGACACCAGCAGGUUAUUCCCCCUUUUAUGAAGUUUUGUGACACUUUAUUGACUUCUGCAUAGUCUACCACAGUUUGCCUUAAGAUCCAUCCCAAAGCCCACCAUAUGGCCCUCUUUAAGUUUUCCACCAACUGUUUUAUUUAGACCGGGAAUCAGUAGUUGGUGGGAGAGACAAACAGCAAGCAGGACUCUCAAACGCUUCUCAGUGUUUAACAGAUGGCGAGGUACACUUACUAACCCACCCUGAUGCACGAUGUAGGUAGUCACUUCCAAAGGCAUGCAGGUGGUGUUCAGAGCUUUCUGCACUUGUUUCAGCACUUUGGACAGCGCCACAAGGCCUUGGAUUGCAGUCAGGAACUGUUUCAGGACCAAGGACAGCUCCACAGUGGCGCUUCAAAUCAGUAGUUCCCAUUUUCAUUAUGUAACAGCAAUCAAAAAUAUCCCAAAGAUCAUUUUAAAGGGAUUUUUUGUCUUCCGUGUUAUUUUAAGGGUUUCUCUUCCCCUCCAUCCUCUCCUUCAUGUCUCCACCCGCACCUUCAUUUCCCUGUACUGGAGAGGUGACAGCUUGCUUGGUUUAGCCCAGGCAAACAGCUUGCUGAAUUGCAUCAAAGUGGACUCAGAUGCCAGAGCCAGACUGACAGACGGCUUGGAGGAGAACGAAGGGAAUGAAGGGAGAUAAAACCUCGUUCAAAGUGUCCUCAAAAUAACAGUACGCCCUCAAAAAAAAAAAAAAGAAAGGAAAAAAACAAACACAGCACUCCAAACUCUCCCAACUCUCCUCCUGGCUGAGCAGAUGAAAUUUUUGUCCAACUUACUUUACUGGCAGCGUCUUUCUUUUCAUACAUUUAACAGCUGAGGAAAUUCCACAAAAUACUUCAACUUAUAAAACCCUUCUGCUCGUCCUCAAAAACUCAGAAUCACAUGAUCAGGCUGACGUGAUGUGGUCAUAUGUUCUACUGAGGAAUCCAAUUGAACCUGCACUUAUACAGUCAAACUGAAUAAAAGCAGGAACAGUGGAAGUAUUGAUGAAAAAUGAUCAUACGUAUGCGCCCUCCAAUAUCUGGUAUCUAAUGUAUAUGUUAUUCUUUGCAAAGAAGAUCCUUUGAAUCCUCAGGAGAUUUAAAUUUGUGAUCUGGGUCAGAUUUUUGUGCAAAGUUUGCAGACAUUUUCCUUUUCACCACUAAGUUCUCAUUCCAAAUACGUCAAAUAUUUAUGCUUUCUCACCAGUUUUUAAGGACUUCUUUUAAUUCAUUUAAUUCCUGAAAAAUGAAUAAAAAAAAAUAAAAAAAUGCAGAAACAUUUGAGAAAUACAAAAGAUUUAAAGAAAGAUGCAACAUUUGUUCAAUGCCAUAACUAUUUUUUCAAAAUUCAAAUUUUUUUUCACAUAAAAAUAUAUAUUAUAAAAUCAAAUGCAAAAUUCAUCUUACAAAUUGUAAAUUUUUUUUAAAAAACUACCUCUAAAAACUAAAAGCAAAAUAUCUUAUGUACAAAUAUCUAAAUGUCUACAAAAUGGAAACAAUUUUUUCAAGUCACAAAAAUGAAAUGAAACCCAGUUUUUGGUGUGUGAUUGUUUAAGUUUCUUGACUGUCAUGAUACAUUUUGUUAAAUCUUUAUUUACUUAUUUUUGCAAUUUAAAUUUCAAAUAUUUUUUUCCAUCAUUACCAUUUUUGCAUCAGUAACAUACUGUGUUUCUGGCAAUAUUUUUGUGUUUAAGUGAUUAUUUGUCAUGUAAUCAAUUGUCUAAGCAUUCAAUUGAUUUAUUUUGGAUUUCAUGACAUGGUCGUGCUUUUGAUUAUUCAUUUUUGCAUUGAGUAAUUAUUUUUAGCAUUUUAUUAAAUAAUUCUGCUUUUCCUGAUUUGUGUGUAAUCGGGAAAAUGUCUUAGGAGUCAACUUAAAUGUUUUAAGUGAUUAUUUUAAGCAUUUUGUAAAAUGUUUUUAGAUAUCAUAAUUUGUGUUUGGGUAAAGUGAAAUACCUUUAAUUUCUCUUCAUCAGUUGUUCUUAUGUUUUCUAAAAUAUUUCCAGCAUGUUUGGACUUGUUUUAUGCUUGGUUUGGUUAAAUGAUUUCACUUCAUUAAACAUUUGUGCAGUUGACCAUCAGGGCCACCGUACAGCCUCUAUGUGGUAAUAACUGACGCUCAGUGAUACAGUUGAUCAUAAGGAGAGACGAAAAGUGAGUAAAGCUGCAGAGAGCAGAGGUCUUGGGUGAUGGAUGGGACAAAAACACAGACUUGAGAGACCUAACAGCAAGUUUCGCGUUGAAAGUGUGUUUCAUGAUGUGUUCCUGCAGAUUUUAUGAAGCCUGUUGUUUCUAUUUAUAUGUUGGCUGAUCCAACCAUAAGCGUUAAAGGGGUUCAGUAGUGAGAAAAAGAGAUGCUGCCACGUGCACGCGUAUGUCAUUUGACAGACACCAGCGUCCAUGUGAGACAGAAAGGGAUACCUUCAGCGUCCAAGUGUGACGCAGUGACCAACCUAUCGAGCUGAAGUGAAACUCUUUGAUUCGCCACAGAAUCCACAUAAAAACACCCCCCUUCCCUCUUCUAAAGAACCUCACUGGGUUUGAGUAAACAGUGAUCGGAGCAAAUCUGAGUUUGCUGUCGGUGCUUUGGCUCCUAAGAAAAAGUCUUGAGCAGCAUCCCUGCAGGGGCCUCAAAUCACAAACCCCAUCAGCCCUGGAAACUCCAUCUAACAUCAUUGAGAAUCUUGUUAUUACUGAUUAACAUAGACCCCCCAAAAAAACACCAGUUAACAGGUACAUUUUUUGCCUCUCCACCAAAUUUACAUUCUGAACAGUUAGAAGAGCUGCCGCGUCGUGCCAUACACACUACUGAUGGCCAUACAUCUCCGUCGUGCGCUAUGGGGAGUGGGUUGGGAGUGGGGGAGGCACCGGGGAGGCGCCGUGCGUCGUGCGCUGCAAGGCUUGGCCACGGAUCUGCGCGCGGCGCUCGGUUCCCGUCAGACUGAUCAGAUGCUCAAUGCGCGGCUCAACCCCGACGGCUUACUAAACGCAGCAGAGCCGGAAAACGCGCUCCGCUCGUCGGGUGCUCUUCGUUUCCAAGGCUGAUCUCCACGGGAAUACACAGCCUCAGGACCGGGUUGGCUUGCGUCCCCCUGGGGGGGUCGAAGCAGGAAAAAAGAGAGAGAGGAAAAAAAAACAGAGAGAGGGGGGGGAAGGCAGAGCUAGUAAAAAAAAAGAGAGAGACAGGAGACGCUGGACUUUCUGUAGCUCUGCGGGGCUGGCCGCCUCUCUCUGGUUCGGGGUGCCUCGGGGGCGAUGCUGCUGGGAGGGGAUGGUGUACGGUUUCUGCCCGGUGGCGGAGGAGAAGAUGAGAGCCGCUGCCACAACACACCCUCACCGUCGCCGAUCUGUUUUCCCAACAAGAAUUGAUGAUGGUGAUGAUGCUGCCUCCCCCAGUGGUCUUUUUCUGCUCCUCCGGAUCCUACUCGACCGGGAUUCUUGGUCUCCAAACGUUGGAUUAUAGAUGAUUGUUGUGGACAUAUUUUUUUUAAUUUAACUUCACCCACUCAUCAGCUCGCUUUCCCGGGGGGCAGUGGGGAAAGAUAUAAAUCGUUAGGUUGAGGACCAGUGUGUUUUUUCGUCUCCAAGUGCGCGCAAUCACGCCCAAAAUCAGUGAGCGACGCCUUGUUGAGGAGGAGGGGGAGGAGGAGGAGGAAGAGGAGGGGGGGAUGCCGCACCGUCCAUCACCAAAUAUCAACAAAUGUCACCAGGCUCGGAUUUUGGGGAAGCCCCCAUCGGUUGGCGUUUGCGUAUAACCCGUGUGGCGUGGUGGCAGUGAGAGGUGGCAGCAGCAGCAGCAGCAGCAGCAGCAGCAGGGAUCACUGUCGUGCUACAGCAAUCAUUGCGGAUAUAUGGCACAAGAAAAAAUGAAUUAUUAAAAAUUUUACUCUUAUCUUUUUCUAUUUUUAUCUGGCAGAAAAAAGGGACCUGGGGAGGGUGAAAAAAGACAACUGCAGAUCUUGUCAAGAUGCACUAGGCUGUUGAGAGGGAAAAAAGACGCAGUCUCCAGCUAGGGUAGCCUACUUCUAGAGGAGAUGAUUGCAAUAUUUCUUCAAACGCACUGCUAUGCAUCCUUUUUGCAUGUAUUUAGGGUAAUCGAUUGGUUGUCUUAUUGAGAUGCAAGAACAAGCUCACUCUUGGAGAGGUUUUUCCCGACCCAAAAAAGAAAAAAAACCCGAAUGCCUUGCCUUUUUACGACCGAGAGAAAACGCUGAUGCUCUGACAAAUUGACAUUUUUUGACAGUUUCCUCACGUUCCAGCGAAACCAGCUGUGUUUUUCUCCUGACAGAGAACUGAUUUGCCAGAAAUCACAUCGACACAUCGGUUUAUUUCCCAUUCAUAUUCCAAACACACGAUCAGAAACACCGUGCGCUUUUCCUCUCCCCUCCUCUCCCUCCCCUCUUCUCUUCCUCUCCACCUCCUCCUACUUCCCUCCCUCCCUCUCCACUCACAAAUGGAGGUAUCUUCUCGGCGCUGAAGAUCUGGGAAGGAGACUCAGUUAGAUAGCAGACGGGAGGAAAAAGAGAGUGAGAGACAGAGAAAGCAUCUCCAUUCUGCAUGUGUGUUUGGAGCCGAAGCUGAUGGGGUGGUGGCAUGUGGAGGUGUCACUCUGAGGUUCCCCCCUGGCUCCUUCUUAACCUCUGGCGUUUGGUGUCUGCAGAAUGGCGCGUUUUGGAGACGAGGUACCCAACAGGUAUGGAGGAGGAGGAGGUGGUGGUGGCGGUGGUGGCGGGGGUGCCGGCGGACAAGGGGGGCCCGGCCGUGGCGGCAGCAGGCAAGGGGGGCCCCCCGGGGCGCAGCGGAUGUACAAGCAGUCGAUGGCCCAGAGAGCCCGGACCAUGGCCCUGUACAACCCCAUACCCGUCCGGCAGAGCUGCCUAACGGUCAACCGCUCCCUCUUCCUCUUCAGUGAAGACAACGUGGUGAGGAAGUACGCCAAAAAGAUCACCGAAUGGCCAUAUCCUUUCAUAAGCGAAGAGCGAGCGAGCCGACAAGGUACCGAGAGGUUGUGGUGUGUUUGCAGGAGCGCUUGGUGAGGGGUGUCAGUGUGUGAUACUUCUCUACCUUUUGCAGUGCUGUGAAAUGCUACAUGUUGUGUUUUGGAUGAGUGUGACAUGCUGUUUGGUGUUUGUAUAAAUCCCAUGGACCCUUUUCAACAUUAAAGUGCAAAAAAUCUAGAUUUAAGAUGCCAGAGUGUCCACCAAAAGUACCAAAGACUAUCAGUGUGAAGUGCUUCUUGUCAAAGGUUUAAUACAUUCCUUUAGUCUAUUUUUUGAGUUUCCCUGGAGACCUCAAGACCUGAUUAAGCUGUGUGCCUGCAGCAGGAACUAAUACCAGAGACUUGAGAGGGUGCACAAUACAGGUUAUUGGCAGGGAUCAGGGUCUAAAUAAAGUACCAGGGUGCUUCUUUUACCACCAAAUGGUUCCUGAAUCUACUCAAAGGGUCAGUGUAUAGAAAUAGAGAUUGUUAGCGGGAUAUAGCGGUUAGAUUCGGAAUUGAAACGCCCCUCCUGUCAGGGAUGGUGGCCAGUGAGGACAAGAAGCUGCUACUAUGUAGAGGACAAGCUUGUAUGCACAAAACAAGGACUCUCUUCUUCUUCUUCUUCUUCUUCUUCUUCUUCUUCUUCUUCUUCUUCAUUUUCCAAUCAGUAACUCUCUAA
Messenger RNA from Xyrichtys novacula (pearly razorfish), 37935 nucleotides. The record is from the annotation of a GenBank genome assembly. NCBI's taxonomy places the organism in Eukaryota, Metazoa, Chordata, Actinopteri, Labriformes, Labridae.